AUGAAUUCCAAAGAUUACAGUAUUUAUUUGAAUAUAUUUCAUAGUUCAUAGAAUGCUAUACUUAAGUCAACUUAAAAAGGAUUAUUUAGAAUAAUGCCUAUCCAAAGAAUAAGAGCCAGAUUACGAAUUGAUCCAUGUCAUUUCCAUUAUUGAAUCAAAUCAAAACUCAAAUUUAGACUUAACUUUAGUGAAAGCAACAUCAUUACUAUUGAUUCUACCAUUACUUAAGGUAAAUUAUGCUAUUAUCCGGUCAAGGCAGUGUCAAAAUCAAAUUGACUAAAUUACCAUCACAUCCCAAUAAGCCCAAUAAUUGAAAGACAUCCUUCCUUAGUUCAUCGAAGAAAGCAAUCUCGACAUCCAAAUACGUAAGAAGAUUCCUUAAUUGGAUUUAAAUCAAAUCAAUUCGUCCACCAGCAAUUUGAUUUAAUCUUCUUAGAGAUAAAAUAAACUAUAAAAAUCACCAUCAUAAUAUUAAUUCAAUACAGAUCGUUUGUAAAAUCCUUAAAGUACAACAAGAAUAAAAAAAUAAUUAUUACCAACUACUAUUACUUAAUAAACUUAACCUAAAUCCCCAAAUACUAAAAUAGUGAAUGUAAAAUUGAAAAAAUAACAUACGGAAGUAGUAGGAAAAUCAUUAACACAUAAAAAAAGAUUAUAAUUAUAAUCACAUGAAGAUUUAAAUAGAAAAGUUAGUUCUCAUAGUUUUACUAAACAUAAAAAUACUAGCAGUUCACCAAUUAAUGAAACAACUAAUAUUUAAAGAUAAGUUAGUCAAUAUGCUACUGGUCAAACAUAAUUAAAAUCUAAUUCUUCAAAUGCUAAUAUUCAAAUCAAAGCUUUAUUGGAAUCUUAACAAAGUUAAAAAACACUUAAUACUACUGUAAAUCCUAGUGAUUAAAAUGCUGAUAUUUCAAUCCAUUUAAAAAAUCUAAUAAGUUUUUGCAAUUAAUCAAUAUUAAAAAAGAAUUAAGAAUGUUAUAAUUCAAAAAAAGAUUUAUAAACUUAAUAAACUAAUUCUAGUAUUUUAUAAGUUAAAGACAAUAAAGAGAAUACUUAACCAAUUAAAAAAUCUACUCCUUUAUUAAAAGCUACAGAACAUACUAUGAUUAAAUUGACUGAAUUGUCAGAGGAAGAUAAUCCUGAAACAGCUAGAUUUAAUUCAGAUGAUGAUGUUAGAAAGAUGACAAAUUUUAAUAGUAAAGGAUUAUAAAAAUUAUUAUAAUCAAAAACUAAUCAAUUAUCAGAAUAGAGCUCAACAUAAUCAUUACUUUCAUUAUUUUAAAGAAAAUGA
Molecule: messenger RNA, 1291 nt
Organism: Paramecium pentaurelia
Lineage: Eukaryota; Ciliophora; Oligohymenophorea; Peniculida; Parameciidae
Source: the annotation of a GenBank genome assembly